This is a messenger RNA of Columba livia (rock pigeon), 5583 nucleotides long. It is a transcript of the gene PHETA1, whose product is annotated as PH domain containing endocytic trafficking adaptor 1. Bases 332 to 1108 code for a protein of 258 amino acids. NCBI's taxonomy places the organism in Eukaryota, Metazoa, Chordata, Aves, Columbiformes, Columbidae. The record is from RefSeq and is a predicted model, not a curated record. Gene Ontology annotation, biological process: retrograde transport, endosome to Golgi; receptor recycling; endosome organization. Gene Ontology annotation, cellular component: recycling endosome; early endosome; trans-Golgi network. The transcript is spliced from 3 exons.
CGCCCCGCCCCGCCCGCCGGGGCCGCCCCGGAGCCGCGGUGAUGGGCGCUGGCGACGGAGGUGGAGCCGAGCGGGACAAGCGCUCCGCCCGCCGGGGCCGGGCCCAGCCGAGCCGGGAGCGGGGAGCCGAGGACAAAGGCUGGGGUGACGCCUGAAACACGCAGGCGUUUCGGUGCCAGAGUGGAGACAGCAGGGUGCUGGCCCCCACAGCCCACUGACACUGGCCCACCCCGGAUCCAGUGCUCCCACGGCCGCCACGGGCACCCAGGUGUCACUGAUGCUGGUGACCACCAGAGAGUGGAGCUAGAGGCAGAGUCCAGGGCACGGAGCCAUGAAGCUGAAUGAGCGGAGCCUGGCGUUUUAUGCCACCUGCGACUCCCCGGCUGACAAUGCCGGCUUCCUCUACAAGCGUGGCGAGCGGCACACGGCGUAUCAUCGCCGCUGGUUUGUGCUGAAGGGCAACAUGCUCUUCUACUUUGAGGAGCGGGAGAGCCGGGAACCAGUGGGUGUCAUCGUGCUGGAGGGUUGCACCGUGGAGCUCUGCGAUUCGGCUGAGGAAUUCACCUUUGCCAUUCGCUUUGGUGGGGCCAAGUCUCGCACCUACGUGCUGGCGGCCGAGAGCCAGGCUGCCAUGGAGUCGUGGGUGAAGUCACUCUCACGGGCCAGCUUCGACUACAUGCGCCUGGUGGUGCGGGAGCUGGAGAAGCAGCUGGAGGAGAUGCGCUGGGGACCGGCUGGUGGCUGCGGGGGCUGCCAGGGGUCGCUCAGCUCCUGGAAGCCAAAACCCUCGGGGUUGGAGCGGUCCCUGGAGCGGCUGCCAGCUCUGCCCACUGUCCUGCCGAAGGAGAACGGCUGUGCGGUUUGGAACAAUGUGUCAGAAGUGGACCGGCCACCCGACACCUCCGGCUGCAGCAGAUAUGACAGCGAGGGGAACCCGCGGCCACCACCGCUGCCACCGCGCAGGCGGACAUCGAGCAGCGAGGUGAACAUCACCGGGGCGGCCGUAGCCGAGAGCACAUCCACCUUCUGCCAGCUCCACGAGCGGUAUGGCCGGGAGGUGGCCCAGCUGCGGCAGGGCUGGCUGCAGAGGCGUGAUCCCCAGCUCUGAGGGGUAGCUGAGCUCCAGGGACCGCGCCAGCCUGUCCCAUCAGGACCUAUGGUGGAGAGGAGAUUGUCCUUGGUGCUGCCUCGGUCCCCUCCUCACCCCGGGAUGUGCAGCCCUGUCCGUGGUGGUGAUGGACACCUGUUGAUGGUACUGCCAAGGGACACCAGUGCUGCUCCGUGAUGGUGAAAUGCUAGCCUGACACUGAUGGCAUCUUGCACCAGGCAGCGGGUGCUCCCCUCCAGGGGUGGAUGCAGGGUGCUCCACCCAGCACAAACAAGCUACAAAACACUCACUGGCUGAUGCCUCCUGGGAAUCAACCACUGCACUGGGGCUGAUGGGCCUCUUGAUGCUCCUUCAGCAGGGUCAUGGACCGACAAAGCUUUUGGAGGAGGAUUUUGAGGGGAUCUCUCUUGUCUGAGCCCCUGUUUGGGUGUUUUGCAGCCGGGGAGCCUGUUACUGCCUUCCCCUCCCUGUCCGUGACAAGUGCGUGGCUGAGGUCAGCCGAGCUCCGCCAGAUCCCUCUGCUCCAGCAGGAUGUGGUUUGAAAAUGACAAUAUCAGCGAGCGCAGCCCUUCCUUCAUGGCAGCAGCACCGCAGGCCACAGCCACCCGGGGAGCUGGUGACGUCCAGCCCCAGGCAUUUUGCUGCUUGCAGCCCGGCCAGUGAGUGCACGGUGGGGACAGACCCUGAGGGGACCAUGGUGGCUGCAGGUACCACCUUGCUAGGUAGAUAUUAUGGGGCAGGGUAUCACCCCCCAGCCAGCUCACUAAGGGGAAGCAUUGCUCACGGUGGUGAAAAGAACCUAUGUGUCAGCAGCAGAGGGUGUCGAGUGAUUCAUGUGCCAAAACAGAGUGAAGCUGGUAUCUUGUGCUGGUGUUUCUCUUUAUUUCCCCAAUGGGCUGCUAGCCCAGAGCUGGGGUCACCCACCCUGGGUUUGGGGGGAGCGGUUGGGGGUGCCCCAGAUUUGGGCCGGGUGGCUCUGUCUCCCUUUGACCACUUGGGACAGGCACAAGAUUUUUCUACAGUAAUAGUUGUUUCAGAAAUGCCCUCCAGCCCCAGUUCUCCUUUGUGCCUUCAAGUCCCUGGGGAGGAGGGCCCAGGUGGGAAUUAAUCCUCCAUUUUAAUCCCCCUCCUGCACCACCACAUCUGUGGGGCUGGGCAGGCACUGUGUCACCUGAGUGGGACAUGGCCAGUGUCAAGGUCUUGCAGUGCCCUGGAGCCCCGCAUCUACCUGCAGGGAUGGGAUGGUGCAGGAAGGUGCCACUCUGGGGACACUGGGACAUGCAGUGCCAGGGUGGUCCCACAGCAGGCACAGCAUGGUCCUGCCCUCCAUAAUCACUGAAACAACUGGGCACAGGUGACAGUGAGAGUGUCAGGAGGAUGGAUCCAGGCUCUUCUCUGUGACAACCAAUGAUAAGACAAGGGGCAAUGGAUAAACUGGAACACAGGAGGUUCCAUUUAAAUUUGAGAAGAAACUCUUCACGGUGAGGGUGACAGAACACUGGAACAGGCUGCAGGGAGGUUGUGGAGUCUCCUUCUCUGCAGACAUUCCAACCCACCUGGACACCUUCCUGUGUAACCUCAUCUGGGUGUUCCUGCUCCGGCAGGGGGAUUGCACUGGAUGAGCUUUCGAGGUCCCUUCCAAUCCCCAACAUUCUGUGAUUCUGUGGUUCUGACCAGCAUGGGGGUUUGGGCAUUGGAAAAGCCACCCUGAGAAAGAGCUGGGAGACGGACUGGAAGCCGAGCCCUCCCACCGUUUCACCAGCGGAAGCAACACCAGGUCUCCUACUGUGAGUUGCUGUAGCAUUACAGGCUUGGUGGGGUGUUACACCCAUCCCUCCAAACCCUGGGAUACAGGCAGCACCAUGUGGUGUCACCCAGGUUUGGGUGCUCCUGGUCAGUGACCCUGCACCCUUGGUGGGAUGUCCCCAGUCCUCUGCCACAGGGUCUUAGAUAGGGACAAAAUAUCUGUCUCCUCACCAGGGCUGGUGUCUGCUCCACAGGGACCGGGGAGCCUGCUCUCACCUAAGUGGCCAACAUGACCCUAUGGCCCUGCCCAACAUCCCAACUGUAUGAACAUCUCCAGUGUCUUGCUAAUAUGGGGUCUUACAGUGGGUUCAGGGGGAGAUGCCUCUCGGGGAAGCUGAGGCAUGAAGCUAGCCAGGGUCACUCACCUGCUGAAGAGUGCAGAGCCCUGCUCCUGGCUGGGCAUGGCACCCCGGGACAUGUUUUGGUGCUUGGAGCAGUGCCGCUGAGGGUAGCUAGGGUGAAGUUAGACCCACCGCAUCCAGAUGGUGAACCCGGCCCUGUUGGUUGGCUGCAAAAGAUGACUCCACUUUCCAUGGAAGCCAGCCCAGCUUCUCCAGACAUUCACAUAUUCAUUAAAAAUAAAUCCUUCCCAACAUGUUAGCCGACAAACAAACUUAAACAGAUACGCAACAUAUGGAUUUAUUAAUUCAUCAAAAACACCCCUGCCUUGUGUGGGAAGCUGGGAGCUCUCCUGGUGAUGGUUGGUGCUGCCCAAGAGCUGUGCUGGGGUGCAGUGCCACAGGGUGAUGCUGAGCUGAACCUCGCGCCAGAGGAUGCUGAGCCACCCCAGGGGCAAGAGCAAACCUGCACCAAGCCUGAGCACAGGACUUCCAUGGAGCAGGAUUGCACCCUGACCUGGACUAACCUCAUUUAACACCCUCUUUUUGUCCCAUAAGAUGUUAAUGGCAGUGAGAGCUUUUGCCAUAAACCCAAAGCAAGGCUGUGACUUUGAAAGGUGCCAAGAUCAACCCAGGCACCUCCAGACAAAACACACCCCAAGGCCAAAGUCGUAUCCAACUUCUGUAUUUAGUGGCUCUUUUACAGAACUGGUUCCUUCCAAAAUGGUUAAACAAAGUUCAUCGAUCUCAUAGAAACUUCUGAAGUACAGUACAUGAGCCUAACAAAAACGUGACCGGUAUGUCCCGCUAGCUUUAAUACAACAGGAUUGCCAUCUUCCAGACUAUUCUAAGUGCUUCCUCGAAUCCCGUUCCACUAAAGCUCCCGCUAGCACACGACGGAGAAGAGCAAGUCAAUGGUCACACCUUGACCUUCUGCAGCACAGAGAUAGAGAAAAAAGUGGCCACGGGCAAGCUGGGGCUGGGCAGGUGGGCAAGAAGAGCUGUGCCUUCACAGAGCUGCUUUUAGCAUCGCUCAUCAACUAUCACCCGAAUAUAAAAAUACCUUCUAUUCUGAUAAAAAUGUAGACAGUGGAAAAAUCAGUCAAUGCAUAGACUGGAGGCCUGACAGGGGACCCUCCCGGUGACGGUUGUGGUGGGUGAUGGCUGAUGCUGUGUGGGCAGGGGACAGAGCAGCCCAGCACCGUCCACCCCACAGUGGUUAAAGGCAUUUUGUUAGCAGGGGGUGGCUGGUGACAGUGGGGACAGGGAUGGAGCCACCGCCGAGCUCCUGCACCUUUGCAUGGGCUUGGCCCUGGCAAGCCAAAGCCUGAUGGUGCUUUGCCCAAUUCAGGCCUGAGUUUGCCCAGUUUGGACAGAAGCCCGGUGUGUCACCUCGGGGCUUCAUCCCGGCUUCACUGGGGACACAGCUGCAGUGAAGGGAUGCUCCUCCUGCCCAGCUGUUCUGCCUAAAAACAAAGUGCUUCAUCCGCAGAGCUGGCUGUGAGGCUGAGAGCAGCCCCAAGCAGGGGGCUCACGAUUUUUGGCUGCUCGUCCCCAAGCGCCACUGCCCCAGGAGCAAAGCUUGGAGGCUCCAUCUCUUUUUCUUUCCCAAAUGGGUGAUGGCUGAGCAUGGGGAACCAGGAUCUCGUGGAUGUCCAUCCCCAAGCAAACCAGAGCCGUCCCCAACCGUAACACCCACGUACCUCAUCCCAUCUCGCUCCCGCAAUGGCAGAACCAGGUCACUUCCUUUGCUUUUGCAUUAUUUUUUCUCUUCCUCUGGAACUGGUAGGAGCCACACUGUGCCGUACCGGGGCUGCCACCAGUUGCCGGCUGGAGGAAGCGUGAGGGACAGCUUUCGGACCAUGCUACAUCUCAUUCCAGAAGGCUAUUGCAGACAUUUCUACAACAUAUACAAACCGCACGGGACAUUCUGUGUUACAAAGGUUUCAAAAAACAUAAACCACCAGAACUAAAUACAUACUCGAUGGCAUCAAGUUUUUCACUUUAGAGUCUUCAGGGACUAUGACGCAGUCUCUGGCUGGGGCAGAAGCGAUGCGAUGUCUUACAGACAGAGGUGGAAACCGCUUGGCAAAAGUUUAUUAAAUUGGGUCAGUCUCAGUGCUUCUUGAUGGCUUUGCUCAAUAAGUCCUUUCUGUGGGUUUUGUUUGUUUUGGUUUUCUUUUAAUCUCAUCCAGUGGCAAACUACAAGACGUCAGUGUACAUUUAAUGACACAACUGCUACAUCAUCUUGAUUUUAUAGCUAUCUUUAAUAUCAAAGCAGCUUAAGCUGUUAAUAAAUUCCAAAGUAUCCUUUUAUUAAAAUAUCUAAAA